CUGUAACUGUCUCUGUCAUUCAGUCUCCUUGGAGUUUUCUGCUCACUAAGAAAAGGACAAAUUAGUCUACAGUGGUUGGAGUUUCGUUUCCAAAUAAUUUAUCGUCCCAUAAUCAAUCAAGAUGGUUAUGACAGGGUUGACUCUUAAGAGCUUGAAACAUCACGUAGCUCUAAUCCCUCUGUUUGCCUGUGUCGGUCUUGGUGCCGUCGGCUCCAUCGGUUACCUAUUGCGCCUCGCUUUGAGGAACCCUGAAGUUUCAUGGGCAAAGACCAGCAAACCUGAGCCAUGGGAAGACUACAGGACUUCUCAGUACAAGUUCUACUCUCCCAACAUUGACUACUCAAAACUUGAAAGCCCAGCUCCCAAGUACUAGGCUGCUUAGUAAUUAUGUCGUCAACGUAAUAAUCCUGCAUAUUACAUGAUUCCAGGAUACGAGUCAAAGUUUCCAAUCUUGUUUCUGAAUAUUGUAUUAUAUUUACAUAUUAAAUAAAAUAGUCGACUGGUA
Macrosteles quadrilineatus (aster leafhopper) is the source of this 505-nucleotide messenger RNA. It is a transcript of the gene ND-MLRQ, whose product is annotated as cytochrome c oxidase subunit NDUFA4. NCBI's taxonomy places the organism in Eukaryota, Metazoa, Arthropoda, Insecta, Hemiptera, Cicadellidae. Bases 122 to 373 code for a protein of 83 amino acids. The transcript has 3 exons. The record is from RefSeq and is a predicted model, not a curated record.